Messenger RNA from Dendrobium catenatum, 1084 nucleotides. RefSeq names its product quinone oxidoreductase-like protein 2. Bases 90 to 545 code for a protein of 151 amino acids. The transcript has 2 exons. Lineage: Eukaryota; Viridiplantae; Streptophyta; Magnoliopsida; Asparagales; Orchidaceae. The record is from RefSeq and is a predicted model, not a curated record. Gene Ontology annotation, molecular function: oxidoreductase activity.
UCACUCACUGUCCUCUCUCUCUCUCUCUCUCGCGCGCGCGCGCGCGAUCGAAAUUCCCGGCGAACCGACAAGCGCUCUAUCUCUGUGUCAUGGAAGCUCUCGUGUGCCGAGAGAUCGGCGAUCCGACAGUUCCGUUAUCUGAUUCCUCUCCAAUUGUACUGUCUCGUUCUCACCCUGUUCCGGAGCUCAAUUCUCCCACUGCCGUUAGGGUUCGGAUCUAUGCGACGAGUCUUAAUUUCCACAACUACCUCCAGAUACUGGGGAAAUACCAAGAGAAGCCCCCUCUGCCGUUCAUCCCCGGUUCCGAUUACUCGGGCAUCGUGGAGUCCGUAGGAGAGCGCGUCUCCAGGUUUAGGGUUGGGGACAAGGUUUGCUCGAUGGCGAGUCUUGGAUCCUUCGCUGAGUUCAUCGUGGCCGAUGAGAAAGAUUUCACCCUCUUGGACCACUGCAGCACAGGCUCACUGCAGCAUAGGCUCACUGUGCUGAAAGCAACUCUCUUGUCUUCUUUUUUUUUGGGACAAGGAGUAUCGGCCUUCGGCCACUAAUCUCCCUGGUCGACCUAGCAUGCAACCCACACCAAUUUACACGGGCCGACACUUAAGGCUGUCACGAAGCGUCGAGGGGAUUCGAACUUGAUACCUGGCCUUUGGCCAGCCAAGUCUCCACCACCAGGCCACUCCGUGGUGGGUCUCUCUUGUCUUCUUCAGAGUUAAGAUAGUGUCACCAAUCAGAAUGAGACACAUCACCCUAUGCUCAGUACCACAACUUGGUACUGUUCGGUACCGCUUGGUACUCGGGCUCAGUACCGUUGCUGUGGCACAUUCUGAUUGGCCUCCGGACAGCGUUUUGCAUCUGGUCUCCGUACAGAAUAGUUUCUCCUCCAAGAGAAAUAUUUACAAGUUUUUUGAUGAAAUAUUUUGAUAUAUUGAUAAAUCAUAAGGUGGAUAAAUGAGCCAUGUCAUAUAGAUGAGAUUAGUGCCUAACUAAAAUUCUCUUCCAUUGGUGGCAUUUGGGUUAUCUGUUAUUUGUUGGGCAGAGAAUUAGUUUUUUUUUACUGUUUUUAAAUCAGUUUUUUAGUUAAAAA